AUGGAACGUUUUAUGAGUUUGUACGAGAAACCUUUGCUGGAUAGAAAUAUGAACGAGUUCUUUUAUGAAUUAUUGGAUGAGAAUCUUGUAGCGGAAACAAGUUUUUUGAAUAGUCUUGAUAGACUAACAGUAGAUAUGUUAUGUGUUCUUUGUAAGGCGGAAAUGCUGCCUAGUGUGGAAACUAAGAAAUUAGGUAAAGCAAGUGAACAUGCUAGUUAUGUUGAAGUUAGGUUGGGAGCAGUGGUUCAUAUAAAAAAAAAAGAUAUUUGA
This is a messenger RNA of Cetraspora pellucida, 270 nucleotides long. Lineage: Eukaryota; Fungi; Glomeromycota; Glomeromycetes; Diversisporales; Gigasporaceae. The record is from the annotation of a GenBank genome assembly.